Penicillium concentricum is the source of this 213-nucleotide messenger RNA. RefSeq lists its product as uncharacterized. The record is from RefSeq and is a predicted model, not a curated record. The coding region runs from base 1 to 213 and encodes 70 amino acids. The transcript has a single exon. Lineage: Eukaryota; Fungi; Ascomycota; Eurotiomycetes; Eurotiales; Aspergillaceae.
AUGACGGUUUUGAGUUGGCUGGAGGAGCACACCUGGGAGUCCAUGGUUGAUCAAGACAAUGCCCUGCGGGACUGCUAUAUUGACCAAAAAGAAACGAUUGUCGCGUUUGAAUCCAGUGUGAGAUAUACGACAGAUACUGGAUACCUCACGCCAGAUGAGGCUCGUCAGCAACAUCUGGACAAAUAUGCUGCGUUCAGCAGGUCUAGCUCUUGA